CCCUAAAUCUCUCUCUCUCUCUACCCCAAUUCUUGAAUUCUCCUUAACCCCACCCUUCCCUCUCUCACACACAUACACACACACACUGACAUAUACAUACAGAUACAUACACACAGUGUGUAAAGAAAGAAUGAUGGGAAAUGGAGAUCCGGAGAGGGGAACGAAGAACAGAAGCAACCACAGCUACCCACAGACUAAUUACUACGCCGGCGGCGGAGGAGGAGGAGGAACAUACCACAUGGAAUAUUCGGAGAGUCAGUGGACAUCGUGGCUUGUGCCGAUGAUAGUUGUGGCAAACGUUGGGAUGUUUGCGGCGAUCAUGUUCGUCAACAAUUGCCCAAAGAAUCACAAUAACGGAUUUCAAGGCGGCGAUUGCGUCGCCAAGUUUCUCGGCCGCCUCUCUUUUCAGCCCCUCAAAGAAAACCCCCUCUUCGGCCCCUCUUCCUCAACAUUGGAAAAACUGGGAGCGCUCGAAUGGGACAAAAUAGUUCACGGAAAUCAAGCGUGGAGGCUUAUUACUUGUAUAUGGCUGCAUGCCGGUGUCGUACAUUUACUUGCAAACAUGCUGAGUUUGGUCUUUAUCGGAAUUCGCCUAGAGCAGCAAUUUGGAUUUGUGCGUAUAGGGGCAAUUUAUCUAGUAUCGGGUAUCGGAGGGAGCGUACUCUCGUCCCUUUUUAUACACAGGAAUAUCUCCGUUGGAGCUUCGGGUGCUUUAUUCGGACUUCUCGGAGCAAUGUUAUCCGAGUUAUUUACUAAUUGGACCAUUUAUACCAACAAGGCUGCGGCUCUUUUUACGCUGAUUGUGAUAAUCGCAAUAAACUUGGCCGUUGGAAUUCUUCCGCAUGUCGAUAACUUUGCACAUAUUGGAGGGUUUAUGAGUGGCUUCCUCCUCGGAUUUAUACUUUUGGUCCGACCCCAAUUCGGUUGGCUGGAGAAUCGCCACCUGGCAGCUCAUAAUAGGAUGAAGUCCAAGUACACGGCUUACCAAUAUGUUUUCUUGGUUGUGGCUAUUGUUCUUCUUAUUGUCGGAUUCACGGUGGGAUUGGUAAUGCUGUUUAAGGGAGAAAACGGGAACGAUAAAUGUAGCUGGUGCCAUUAUCUGAGCUGCGUGCCUACAUCGAGAUGGAGCUGUAAUAACUGAUUUCGAUUUCGCAUCAGUUUAUAUCUUUUUUUUUUUUUUUUUCUCUCGCACCGUCGAAUAUCAACAGUUCAUAUAUUUUUUUCGAGGUACAAAAUUUAUUGUAGUAUAUAUGCUUCAUUGUGUACAUGCAUAGUAAUUGACAUCGAUAAGUUCUGUCGAUUUUCUUUGUAUUGAACAUAUAUAUAGAGAAUUCUUUUUUUAUG
Molecule: messenger RNA, 1344 nt
Organism: Erythranthe guttata (spotted monkey flower)
Lineage: Eukaryota; Viridiplantae; Streptophyta; Magnoliopsida; Lamiales; Phrymaceae
Product: RHOMBOID-like protein 2
Biological process (GO): proteolysis
Cellular component (GO): membrane
Molecular function (GO): serine-type endopeptidase activity
Source: RefSeq, a predicted model, not a curated record